UACAUGGCUUGAAAAGACACAGUUCCUGCUCGACUUAUCACAGUUGGUCAGUAAUAGUAAGAGCCACUAAUUUCAGUUUCAGAAGCCUUGAUAAAAAAAAAAAGCUCAGAGAAAGAAAAAAGUAACUAAGACUGGUGACAAUAUGGAUUCUAUGGAAAGUGUGGUUACCACCGCAAAUAUUACCGACUCAGAACAAAACCAAUCCAAUACAGAUUCAACUAAAUACAUUGCAUAUGGCAGCGUGUUCAUGCCAACGGUUUUUGGCAUUAUCUGCUUGCUGGGCAUAAUAGGGAACGUGAUAGUCAUCUUCACCGUGUUCAGUAAGUCUAAGUUCAGGUGUAGAAGCAGCGUCCCCGACAUAUUCAUCGUUAAUUUAUCGGUUGUGGACCUGCUUUUCCUGCUAGGAAUGCCUUUCCUUAUUCACCAGCUGCUGGGGAACGGAGUUUGGCACUUUGGAGAGACUGUGUGCACGAUCAUUACAGCCCUAGACACCAACAGUCAGUUUACCAGCACCUACAUUCUGACUUCCAUGACACUUGAUAGGUACUUGGCCACUGUCUAUCCCCUCACCUCUGCGCGGUUCAGAAGACCCGCUGUUGCCGUUCUAAUAAUCAGCAUCGUCUGGUUCAUGUCGUUCCUUAGCAUCACCCCCGUUUGGAUGUACGCCCGCCUGAUUCCUUUGCCCGGUGGGGUGUUAGGUUGCGGGAUUCGCUUGCCGAACCCGGAGACAGAUAUCUACUGGUACACGUUAUACCAGUUUUUCAUCGCCUUUGCCAUACCUUUCACGGUUAUCUCAGUGGCUUACUGGAGGAUUUUGCUUAGAAUGACCUCCUCGGAGGCUCUAACCACGCAGAGAAGUGCCAGGAUAAAGACUAAAAAAGUGACCAGGAUCGCAGUCACUAUCUGCCUAGUUUUCUUCUGUUGCUGGGCUCCCUUCUAUGUGUUGCAGUUGAUUCAGCUGGCAGUAGAUCAGCCGACAUUGUCAUUCUAUUACGCCUACAAGGUUGCUAUCAGCCUGGGCUACGCGAACAGUUGCCUGAACCCGUUUAUCUACAUUGUGCUGUGUGAAACCUUUAGGAGGAGAUUCAUAGUCUCGGUCAGACCCGCUGAAGACGCACAAAGCCCCGCCAGGAGCCGACGGAAUCCCAGAAAAACGGAUCACCAUUCUGAGCAACAACAGCUACAGUUGGUUUCGGUUCCCGGAAGGUAGAUUGUCCGAUUGCAGUUGCUGUCCCUCAAAGAUUUCAGCACUUUUUCAUGAAAGAAAACCAGCACUUAUGUCUUUGCUAUUGCAUAAACCUGUCUUAUCCUGCGUAAUGUGUUUGCAGUUGUUGGUGCGAUUGAGUGUGUAGAUUCAGGUAAAGAGGGGUGUUAAAAUGUACAGAUGUGUUGUCGAUAGUUCCUGCUCGUAGUUUUUUGUGAAGUUUAUGCAUGUAUUUAAAACUUAGAAAAUAGGUGGUUAGCAAUAGUGAAUUGUGAUACUAGAAAUCAUUUGGAAUUUCCAUUUCAUACUCUGUUCUCAAUGACAACAGAACUAUAAUCAGCACCUUGGACAGCGCUUAUCUCAAAAACACACAACUUAAAAGGUCUAAUCAAUCUUGAUGACGCUCAUUCAAUGCAUGCUUACAAUCAAACAAGGUGCCAUGAAACAUUUCACUAAGCAAAAAAAUAAAUAACAAAUAAUAAUCAUUAAUUAAUUCAAUGAAAUAAAAUGUAAACAAAUACAAAAACGAACAAAUACAAAUGGAACGGUCAGAUUUAAUGUGACUGUUUUUCUUUUGUUUUUUGUAUGCAGUGGCUUAAUUGACCUUUGUAUUAAUAUUCUGUUGCAAACUAUUAUGUGGUUUGAUUUUGAUAAAUGUUGUUGUACUGUUUAUGCUGUAUCCAGUUUGCUAUUGAAAGUAUUAUAAACAUUGGGUAUUGUGUAGUUGUUAACUGGUAGACUUAGAUUUCAUAUUAUGUUUUAAAAUUGAAAAUAAAAAGACUGAAAACCAAAAUGUACUGAGAUAUGGUAUCAAUUUUAAUAUAUGAUCAAAUAAAUGGGAUUUCUUUUUUCUUUGGAAAAGCAUGUCACUGAUAAAAGAAUAUUAAUGAAAAAUUAUAAAUAGAUGAUACUGUCCUCACCUCACAAAAAAAGAUAUAAUGAUCAACCCAAAAGUAAAGUAUUUAUUUAUAUUCUUUCAG
Molecule: messenger RNA, 2184 nt
Organism: Acipenser ruthenus (sterlet)
Lineage: Eukaryota; Metazoa; Chordata; Actinopteri; Acipenseriformes; Acipenseridae
Product: melanin-concentrating hormone receptor 1-like
Exons: 2
Coding region: 143-1210 (355 amino acids)
Biological process (GO): neuropeptide signaling pathway
Cellular component (GO): neuron projection; membrane
Molecular function (GO): melanin-concentrating hormone receptor activity; neuropeptide binding
Source: RefSeq, a predicted model, not a curated record